This is a messenger RNA of Lachancea dasiensis, 636 nucleotides long. Lineage: Eukaryota; Fungi; Ascomycota; Saccharomycetes; Saccharomycetales; Saccharomycetaceae. The record is from the annotation of a GenBank genome assembly.
AUGGCUGAAAAGUUUCCACCGCUAGAAAACGAAAAUUUCGACUCAGAGUUGGCUCCUGAGCAAGAGGAAACCGACUUUCUGAAGAGAGAAGCUGAGUUGUUAGGGGACGAAUUUAAGACUGAACAGGAUUCCGAGUUUCUGCAAGAUGAAAGUAAUGGUGACGAUGACUUUGGCAAUUUCGAAGAGGUCCCCGCUCCUUCUGAGGGAGCUCCAGCCGGAAGUGGUCAGGCAGAUAUGCUCGUAAAUGACCUACCAGAGGAGCGUAACGCCCAUCCGUCCUCGGAAUCCGAGGCAGUAUCCCAUUGGAAAGAAAAUCGCGUGAGAGAGAUUGACGAGAAAGAUGCCGCUCAAAAAAAUGCGAAGACAAAGCUGCAAGAAGAAGCAGCCAAACACAUGGAUGAUUUCUACGAUACUUACAAUAGGAAAAAGGAGCAGCAAUUGAAGUCUAGCAGAGAUGAGGCCGAGAAAUUCACAAAAGAGAAAGACGGCUUUUUUAGUCAAAGCAACACCACCUGGGAUCGCGUUUUACAACUGAUAAAUGUGGAUGAUGCAGAUCUCGUGAAUGGCAGGGACAGAUCAAAAUUCAAAGAAUUAUUGAUAAAACUAAAGGGUAACACAAGUGCACCUGGUGCCUGA